Molecule: messenger RNA, 315 nt
Organism: Necator americanus (New World hookworm)
Lineage: Eukaryota; Metazoa; Nematoda; Chromadorea; Rhabditida; Ancylostomatidae
Exons: 1
Coding region: 1-315 (104 amino acids)
Source: RefSeq, a predicted model, not a curated record
AUGUGCUUAUCGGAGGUCGUUGAGGAUCGGUGGAACGCAUGUGGCGACGACGACGUGAUAGGUGGUGAACGAAUGCAAAUGUGUGUGAUCGUGUGGUUAUCCCAUUCGACAGUGCAUAUCCGGGCCGCGCGAUGGCGUCGCGAGCCAGCGACGCGAGACUCACCUCCAUUGUACGAAACGGGUCAGACGACCAUCAGCACGAUGAACGUCAACGACGAUCCGAGAACGCCGCGUAAACAGAUCAGUUCAAUCUGUGCAAGCAAGCAAGAUCCUGAGGACUGUCCAGUAAAACGUAUCCGGAUGUCACGACCGUGA